AUGAAGUCCGCCGUUCUGUCCCUGCUGGCGAUCGCCGCCAGCCAGGUCUUCUCGCACGCGACUUUCCAGCAGAUCUGGAUCGACGGAGUCGACUUCGGCGGGCAAUGCGCCCGUCUGCCGCUCUCCAACUCGCCCGUCCAGGACGUCACCUCCAACGACGUCCGAUGCAACGCCAACGGCGGCCCCGUGGCUCGCAAGUGCGUCAUCAAGGCCGGGUCUACGGUCGUUGUUGAGAUGCACCAGCAACCAAACGAUCGCUCCUGCGCACAGGAAGCCAUCGGCGGCGCCCACUACGGCCCCGUCUUCGCCUAUCUCACCAAGGUCGCCGACGCCACCACCGCCGACGGCUCCACGGGCUGGUUCAAGAUCUACCAGGACGGAUGGUCCCGCAAGGCCGGCAGCAUCAACGGCGACGGCGACAACUGGGGCUCCAAGGACAUGAACGCGUGCUGCGGCAAGGUCAACAUCAAGAUCCCCGCCGACAUCCCCGCGGGCGACUACCUCCUCCGCGCCGAAUCCGUCGCGCUGCACGCCGCGGGCUCGAGCGGCGGCGCCCAGCUGUACAUGACGUGCUUCCAGAUCUCAGUGACGGGCGGUGGCAGUGCGUCCCCGAGCACGGUGUCGUUCCCGGGCGCAUACAAGGCAUCCGACCCCGGUCUGCUCGUCGAUAUCCAUAGGUCCCUAGCGACGUACGUCGUCCCCGGCCCGACCGUCUAUGCCGGCGGCUCAACCAAGAGCGCCGGCGCCGGCUGCGUCGGCUGCGAGUCCACCUGCACCGCCGGCUCCGGGCCGACCGGCACGGCCUCGAGCGUCCCGCAGGCCACCGUCACCGGCGGCCUCCCCGGCUGCGCCGUGGCCAAGUUCGCCCAGUGCGGCGGCGUGGACUACAAGGGCUGCACCACCUGCGCCGCGGGCUCGACGUGCCAAGCCGUCUCCCCUCCGUACUACUACCAGUGUGCUUGA
Molecule: messenger RNA, 963 nt
Organism: Colletotrichum higginsianum IMI 349063
Lineage: Eukaryota; Fungi; Ascomycota; Sordariomycetes; Glomerellales; Glomerellaceae
Product: Glycosylhydrolase family 61-5
Exons: 5
Coding region: 1-963 (320 amino acids)
Biological process (GO): carbohydrate metabolic process
Cellular component (GO): extracellular region
Molecular function (GO): cellulose binding
Source: RefSeq, a predicted model, not a curated record